This is a messenger RNA of Scutellospora calospora, 659 nucleotides long. Lineage: Eukaryota; Fungi; Glomeromycota; Glomeromycetes; Diversisporales; Gigasporaceae. The record is from the annotation of a GenBank genome assembly.
AAGAAAAUCGGAAUUUAUUAGCUAAGUUGGACGAAAAAUUACAAGAAACGAGUUUCUUAGAUAUACAAAUUCAAGAACUAACUAAUUUAAUCAAAAAAUUAAAAGAAAAAAUAGUUAAUGCUUAUAUUUAUUUUGCUCCUGAAAAAGAAUUGUUGCAAAAGUUAAUUAUAGCUCAUUUAGAAUUUACUAAAGCAAAAAAGCAAGGAGUUGAUAGCAUUAUAAAAUACCGAAAGCAAUUUAAUAAACUUUAUGAAGAAAUAGAAAUAAGGUUGAAUAGUAAACUUAUUCAAGAUGUAGAAAUUAUUCUUAAUGAUUGUGAAGAAGUAGUAACUCAUGAACUAGAAUUAGAAACCAAGUUAAAUUCUAAAUUACUAAUUUUUGAAGAACAAAAACGAUCAUCUCAAAUAACUAAUAACACUUGUAAUAAUGCUUUGACUAUUUUAUCACAAGCAAAAGAUAAUAAGGUUACUGAGCAAUUAAUCAAGAAGCUAGAGAAAGAAUUAGCUAAAGAGAAAAUUAAAAACGAACAAUUAGUUCAAGGUCAAAAUCAAAUUGAAAAGAAAUUAGACUUUACUAAUAAAUUUAUUAGAGUAGCUCUUGAAAAGGAUGAAUAUCAAUAUUAUAAAAAUUGUUGUGAAAAUAAUAGCUAUGAUAUAUAG